AAAAGUGAUCGGGUUCGAGAUUCUUCAAUACACAUGGUUGUUGUCUUUCGGUUUCGAAACGAACUUGGCGUUGACCGUGGCCUUUACAUCAUUAAAUUAAUUCACAGUGAUGUCGUAUUGUCGAGAAGAAGGUAAAGAUGGUAAGGACCGGAUUGUGUUUGCCAGUAGAGAGGAGGUGUCUACCCCCAGUCAGGCCACGAUAGCCCAGGAGGAGGAGGAAAUCUACGACGGACCCACUGGAUUUGUGCAGCCUAACGGUGACCUGAAUUUUGGCUGCCCCUGUGUGGGGGGCCUCCACGCAGGACCCUGUGGGUACGAGAUGAGGGAGUUCCUCUCCUGUAACUAUUACAACUCUAAGGACAAGGAGGAUCCCCGGGGGCAGGGCUGUGACGACAAACUGGACACUAUGAUGUCCUGCAUUCAGAAACAUGCAGACUAUUACAGGGAGAAGAUGUCUGGUGAUGAUGAUGAAGAGCAGGAAGAUCCCUUCGCCAUCACAGAAAACGAGGAAGAUGAAGUCUCCUCCUCCCACAUUGACGUGACCAGUAGUAUUGUGAAGGACAAGGAGGAAACACCAGAGACUGGUUCCCAGUCCUGAUGUCUGUCUGGGAACUAGUUUUCUUGUCUUUUUUCUUCUUUGUCAUGGAUAUGAAUGUUAAUAUUAAAAAUUGAGUGGUUUUACAGUAGCUAGUAGACUGAUAUUUGAUGUUUCUCAGAUUAUACAAUUUGUUUUAAUUAAAUAGACAAUUUUGUAAUAAUUUUGGCAGUUAGCAAAUGAGUGUAAGCUAUUGUGUGAAAAUGUGAGGUUAUUUUGUUGUAGGAUUUAUUUUUUUGUAUCAUUUUAUUAUAAGUUUGAUUUACAUCACCUUUUCCUUUUUGUAUUGAAUGGCAUUAUAAAUGGUGUAUUAUUCUGAACAAUGUAGCAUUACAGUCACUGACAAAUUUUAUAAAUUGACAGUUGCAGUGAAGCUGCUUUGAUUUCAAAUAUUUUUGACACGUACAUUUUUAAUUUAAAUUUUGUUGUAAUUCAUGGCAUUACUCCUUCAUAUUCUUCAGGAGGAAAAAUUUAUUUGAUAGCUUUAAGAUUUAUUUUUGGAACAAUCUAUGCUGUAUAAAUGCAAAUUUAACUUAUACUGUUUCAGGGAAUUACAAAUGUACUUGCAUUGUUAGUUCUUUCGCUAAAUAUUGAUAUCUGGUACAAUCCCUAGACAUAAAGACCUUAGAGAAAGCAUUUCAACCUUGCACUUCAUACUCAGUUAUGUUUUCUUGAACAUAUAUAUAUCUAGGGAUUGAUUUUAUCAAAAGACUACAAUUGUAAUGUAUAAUACAAGAAAAAUACUAUCAUAGUUUUUUUUAUGAUGAAGUAGAUUUGUUUACAGAUAAAUAAAAGUGAGACAAAAAUACCA
Messenger RNA from Saccostrea cuccullata (small rock oyster), 1406 nucleotides. Its product is annotated as mitochondrial intermembrane space import and assembly protein 40-like. Gene Ontology annotation, cellular component: mitochondrial intermembrane space. Gene Ontology annotation, biological process: protein import into mitochondrial intermembrane space. The transcript has 3 exons. Bases 110 to 598 code for a protein of 162 amino acids. Lineage: Eukaryota; Metazoa; Mollusca; Bivalvia; Ostreida; Ostreidae. Gene Ontology annotation, molecular function: protein-disulfide reductase activity. The record is from RefSeq and is a predicted model, not a curated record.